UUUUUUUUUACUUUCUCCAUCUAUUCAGGACCAGUCUGAAGUUCCAGUUCUUCGAACCUGAUCUCAAAUUUGUGAAACAUGAAUAAACUGGAAAAGCCACUGUCUACACUGUGGGGUUGUGAACUCCGUGAGUCAAAGAGAGAGGAAACAUUCAAAACAGAUGACACAAACCACCAACAUCAACUCGCACUGAAAACUAUGUGUCUGGGUGCAGGUGCCAAAGAAGAGUUCAACAUCGUGGCGUUGAUUACCGGAGAACCAGAUAACGGCAAGGGCAUACCCAUGGCGACCCUGCACGCCAACGGCAUGCCCACGGUCAAUCUGUCCGGGAUAGACCUGCACCCUCCUGUAACCUUCCAGCUGAGGAGUGGCACUGGACCGGUCUACAUCUGUGGGGAACACGUGGCCUUGGAGGAUGACUUCUCAGGAAUGGAUAGUGGUGAUGAGGAGAUGGAGGAAGAGGAGGAGGAAGAUAUUGAGUCUCCUGUGAAGCCUGUUAAGAAAGCAACUGCCAAGAAUGCAAAUGUUGCAGGCAAAAGAAAGAAGCCAGAGGAAGCAGAUGAACCUGCAUCAGAUGAUGAGAAAAACCCUCCUAAAAAGGGAAAGGGUAGAGGAAGAGGCAGGGGAAAGUGAUCCAGGGUGUGGCCCCAUGGGCCUGUUGCAGUUCUGUUUGGCCAAGGUUCUGUCAAUCAACUGUUGGGUUUCUAUCUACCUGGUCAUUCUUGCAUGGAUCAAACUAUUUAAUCUAAGGCUGUUUAUCCUGUACAUGUUGUCAGUGCUUUGUAAAUCAUUUGAAAGGCAUAGUUUUGUCCUUGUGGUACUAAUCAGUGUAUAUUAAACUACACUGAACAAAAUAUAAAUGUAACAUGUUAAGUGGUCCUUUGUUUCAUGAGCUGAAAUAAAAAAAAAAUCCCAGGAAUGUUACAUACGCACAAAGCUUAUUCUGUGUACCAAUUUGUUUGUCCAUGUCAGGGAGCAUUUCUCCUUUGCCAAGAUAA
Salvelinus sp. IW2-2015 is the source of this 998-nucleotide messenger RNA. RefSeq names its product nucleoplasmin-like. Gene Ontology annotation, cellular component: nucleoplasm; nucleolus; cytoplasm. Lineage: Eukaryota; Metazoa; Chordata; Actinopteri; Salmoniformes; Salmonidae. The record is from RefSeq and is a predicted model, not a curated record. Gene Ontology annotation, biological process: positive regulation of DNA replication; chromatin remodeling. Gene Ontology annotation, molecular function: histone binding; chromatin binding; RNA binding.